UUUAGAGCGUUGUGGAAGCAAUCGUGUUGAAUAACGAAGAGAUUCUAACGUUGUAUGACGUUAAGAAAAAAACUAGUUUAGGCGUUUUUGGAUAACGAGUGAUCACUGGUCAGGCUAAUCACUCGUUUAAUAACCAGUGAUAACGAAUAACGCCCAUCGCUACAAAACACACUUGUCAAAAAAAUUGAAAUAUUUUCAGUGUUCGAUUUUUGCGAUAUUCAUUUGAAUUUAUUUUACUAUUUUGCUCUGAUAGUUUUAUUAUUUUCGGCAGACUAUCUGUUUCAUUUUUAUUUUUGAAUUCAGCAGUUCAUUAUCGCUUGUAAGAUGGACCCCAUUUCAGUUUUACAAAGUAGAAUUGAACAAUUAGAAGCUAAAUUGGGUUUAGCUUCGAGCGUGCAAGUGGAUGGCCAACAAGGGGAUACUGUUUCGUCGAAUCUAUUGAAUGCGUCUCAAGCAAUCAACAAUGUGACUGCGGCUCACGAAAAGCUACCCGAGGCAAUGCAGCGGGCUUCGGAACUAAACAACUACACUGAUCCUAACUUACUUGAGAAUAUACAGCAGAAUGAAAUGCACAUGAGAGAAGUAGUGGCUGCCGAGCCGGUCAUCAAGCACCACUGCCACUGCAUGCAUCGUUGCAAACAGGCUGCUCCUGUUAUGGAAUCUGAAGCCAUACAGCAGGUGCCACAAAUGCAGGCUGCCGUGGAUCAAAUGCAUGCAGCAGCUGCCGAAGUGAAGUCUGAAGCUGAUGUGGUUUCCCAUGGGAUUCAAGAGUUGGCUGAGACCUGCGGUACUGCUGCAUCGAAUGCUUCAGAACAACUUGCUAAUGUCGCCCAAAAGGUAGAGCAAGUGGAAGAAAAAGUGUUUCCCCGAAGGCGAAAUGGACUGGAUUAAUAAUGUGGAUCUCUGAACUCUCUGGUGCAUAACAAAUAGAUUUUCUAUUGUUGUCUAUAAUGACAUAUUUAUUCUAAAUUAUUUUGUGUAUCAGUAAUGGUUGUAUGAUUUGCUGUGUUCAUAAUAAUAAAAUAUUAAAUUGAAAGUGUUAUGUAUGUAA
Ostrinia furnacalis (Asian corn borer) is the source of this 1051-nucleotide messenger RNA. RefSeq lists its product as uncharacterized. The record is from RefSeq and is a predicted model, not a curated record. Gene Ontology annotation, cellular component: dynactin complex. The coding region runs from base 325 to 891 and encodes 188 amino acids. Gene Ontology annotation, biological process: cytoskeleton-dependent cytokinesis. NCBI's taxonomy places the organism in Eukaryota, Metazoa, Arthropoda, Insecta, Lepidoptera, Crambidae. The transcript has 4 exons.